Psilocybe cubensis is the source of this 1368-nucleotide messenger RNA. RefSeq lists its product as uncharacterized. NCBI's taxonomy places the organism in Eukaryota, Fungi, Basidiomycota, Agaricomycetes, Agaricales, Agrocybaceae. The transcript is spliced from 3 exons. Gene Ontology annotation, cellular component: nucleus. The coding region runs from base 1 to 1368 and encodes 455 amino acids. The record is from RefSeq and is a predicted model, not a curated record. Gene Ontology annotation, biological process: regulation of transcription by RNA polymerase II. Gene Ontology annotation, molecular function: RNA polymerase II cis-regulatory region sequence-specific DNA binding; DNA-binding transcription factor activity, RNA polymerase II-specific.
AUGCCGGCCGAAAGACGAAAGAAAUCUACCAAACAGCAGGAGACUGGAAUCGACCAAGACGCGACGCGUUUGACAACACAGCAAGAGUCCAGAGUGGAGCUCUCACACUCGCCAGUAUCGCCGGUAACAGAGGACUCCCUUUCAUCGCCGCUCUCUGACUCGAUUGCGUUUAAAUUCGAGCAAGAUGUUUCCGAGCCUCGACGAACCUUCCACGGCAGAAAGAAACCAGUUGAUCACAUUCCCCGUCCACCAAAUGCCUUCAUUCUCUUUCGCUCUAUGUUCAUCAAAAGCCGGCAUGUCUCCACUGGAGUGGAAACGAACCACAGCACGCUCUCGAAGAUCAUCGGCCUGACCUGGCAAAACCUUCCGGAAGAGGAACGCCAGAAAUGGCAUAUCAAAGCCAAGCAUGCGCAGGACGAGCACAAACGUCAAUUUCCUCAAUACUCCUUCAAGCCUGUUCACACCAAGGCAAAGAACGGCGAACGCAAGAAAAUUCGCGAAGUUGGCCCCAAGGACCAGAAACGCUGUCAGAAGAUAGCAGAGCUAUUGGUUAGCGGUACGAAGGGGGAAGCCCUUGAGGCAGCGAUUCACGAGUUUGACAAGACCCAUGUUCCUGAAAUCAUUACGCGUUUUGACACGCCCAUUACUGCGAACAGCUUUUCGCCGACGUCUGUCUCUCCAGCGGAACGACAACCUAGCCCUGCCGUUUCGCUUAAAAGAAAAGUAACACCUAACAUUCUCGAUCGCACCAAGUCUUCUCCCCCUCGUCCAAGCAUAACUAUACCAUCAUCCCCCAAAGAGGAACCCCACGAGGCAUCACCUGCCAUACCAUUCUACGAAAAUUCACUCUUUACUAACCCCCAACCUUCGUUUGAUUAUGACACGUUCACUUUCUCUACUUCACACUCCACUCCGACUAUUUACCAUGGAGAGGCCUACACGCAGGACGUUAGGCCCGCUGACCCUUCGUUUGACUCACCCGUGACUCAAGACCCAUCUAUGUUAUUCCCACCUGCCGAAUACAGAGGCGGAGAAGAGUGGACACGGCAAAGCUCACCUCUUUCGAACGCGACUGGUAGCAUGCCCUCGACUCCUUCUCAUCUAAGCAUUCCAUUCCCAGAGCCGUAUAGCACGUUUACUCCAGAGGCCGCUUCUGAUUACGCUUCCAUACACACCCCCUUCCCCGACUAUUCGAACUACUCCUAUGCGGCGAUGUCAGAGCCGGUAUAUGAAAUCAAAGACUCCCGAACUUCAUCUUCUGGGUUCCACGCAUUCUCAUCAGAAGCAGUCCAGCAGGCGCCUACUAUGCUUCGAGACGAUGUGGACUUUUCCACGCUGAUGCACUCGCUCACCUCGUAUUCGCUUUAA